AACUCAGAAGAGAAGAAUGGAGAGCAGUCAGCUCACGUACGCGGAUACGUGUUACCUUGCUGGUGUCGUAUUCGGAGGCGCUGACGAUAAAUUCCUGACAGAACUUUCGAGCACAAGACGGUGGCGGGCGGGAAGGGCAUUCAGGUAGCCUGCACCACGUGGUAAGGGGCCAUGAUGCAGAUUGAUUGUUUGUUCUUGAAUAUUUUUUUUUUUGCCAUUUUUGCCCUUUUUGGGGUUUUUGCCUCCCCGGCCGUUUCUUGAUUGCCCUUGCCUUUUCUUCUUGGGGAUUUUGGGGUUGGUUGGGGUUCGUUUUGGGGAAUUUUUAGGAUUAUAGUUAUUUAUAAUAAUAUUGUGGUCUGCAGGGCGGAAAUGAAGCCACCGACGCACGAUGUACAGGCAGACGGAAGCUGGAAUUGUGGCGCAUGUGGCACCGUAAACCGACGAGUAUCCAAGGAGUGUUCACAGUGUCAUGUUCCCUUUUAUUCGUUGGUGACGACGGCAGCGCCGGCUCAGAUUUUCUGCUCGAGAUGCGGGUUCUUGAAUGACGGAGAGAACCUUACGUGUGUGCAGUGUGACUACACGAUUCGAUCUACUCUGGACAAGAUUAGCGCAGACUUGAGAGAUAGUACCAACUUUUUAGCGCGAGAUAUGGGUGUCAACAUCCACGUGAAGUGUCCUGGAUGCUUCGUUGUGUGCUACGUGCCACCGGCCACUGCUUGUUUGCGGUGUGGAUCAUGUCACACAUAUUUUGCGUCGCCGUCAGUCGGAGAAGUGACGAAUUUCCACAUGAAUCGUCUAGCGUCGUCCAUCUCGAGCUCGUUCAUGGGAUUUUUUGGAAGCAAGCGCGGUGGACAAGAAGACAAUGAGGCUAAUCGUCGUCAAGAAGAGGCUCAAGAGGCUCCAGUUGGCAAGUUGAUCGCUGCAGGCCAAGGUGUCGUGAAUUCACCUCGUCAUUCCUCCACCAUCAGUGAUGCAAGUGAGCUAUCCACGAGUCUACAGCAACUUGGUGAUGGCGAAGUAUCCGGCGAUGAAACAGAGGAAAAGCCCGACGCUUUUCGGGCUCAUGAACAUGCAGAAUCAAAGGCUAAGGGUCGGGUGUCACCAACAGAGCAGAGGGUGAAGAUGGAAACAGCGAUAAAGGAAUCUUCCAUAGGCGAAGAUUGUUCUUCGUCACGUGUGCAAACACGAAAGGAGGAGCCAUUCUCGUCAUUGGAUUUGUCGUCCAGUUCGAGCAAUUCUGAUAAAGAGCAAGAGAAACCAAUACUUGCACGGUCAAUGCCAGUGCGCGCAGCACUUCCACCUCCUCGACAAGAACUGGUCGAGGUGGAGGGAGAUAUUGUGGAGCUUUAGUGGGGUCAGAACCGGAAUUAUCACGUGAUGUCUGCAUAGUUGGAAUUGCAGAAGAACUGGGGCAUAUUUUGGCUUCCAAGCCUGCACAGAUCAACUGAAGACACGAAAUAUUUGAUUUGUUUAGGAUACUUGCUCGAAAGUUGCA
Phytophthora nicotianae INRA-310 is the source of this 1495-nucleotide messenger RNA. RefSeq lists its product as hypothetical. Bases 370 to 1350 code for a protein of 326 amino acids. NCBI's taxonomy places the organism in Eukaryota, Oomycota, Peronosporomycetes, Peronosporales, Peronosporaceae. The transcript is spliced from 2 exons. The record is from RefSeq and is a predicted model, not a curated record.